Messenger RNA from Caenorhabditis briggsae, 1488 nucleotides. The record is from RefSeq and is a predicted model, not a curated record. The coding region runs from base 1 to 1488 and encodes 495 amino acids. The transcript has 8 exons. Lineage: Eukaryota; Metazoa; Nematoda; Chromadorea; Rhabditida; Rhabditidae.
AUGCUUCCGAACAAAUCAAACCAAUCGGAUGUGCCAAAAGGACCAAUUGUUCUGCCAGAACCUGAAAAGCGUACGGUAGUGAAAGAAGCGUUUCCGGAUCCGUUACCGUCUCAAAAUCGCUUUGUGUUCCAAAAAGACAAAAACUUUUACUUUGUCAACUUUGGAGUUUAUCGUCAGUCGAACGGCUCUCAGUAUUUUCAAUUCGCUUCUGAGAUCAUCCUUAACCAGAAAUAUAUCAAUAUAAUGGAAAGGAUAAAUAAAGAGUGUCAAGGGCGGAAACUGAUUGACCCAUCUUACAAAAUGCCGACUUAUGGAGUUGUUUGGCAGACGACAGAAACCAAAGGAACCAUGACAACGCCACUGGAAUUGGAGUCGCCGACCCCUCCGAAUCAGAAAGAUCAUCCUGAAACUUGUGAGGGAUGUAUUUUGAAAUCCGAACUGCGCAUCAAAAACGAUGAGGAGUUGAGAAUUUUGGGGGACUACUUCGAUGAGGCUGUGCGAGAACUGGAGAAGCACACGGAAACGAAGAGGAAUCUCGAGAAAAAACUGAAGAAUACGAUGUUCAGCGAAAAAUUACUCGAAGAAGCCAGAAGGGAAUUUCAGGAGAAGAACAAGAAAAUCAGCUCCCUGGAAGAAACGCUUCGAGAAGUUCAAUCACAAAAGGAAGGAAAACUCUUGGAAAAGAUGAGAAACCAAAAAAUGUUGCUGAUUGAUGCCCACUCAACCAGAGAAACUGAAUUAGAGAAGCUGAAAGAAAUCAUUCGAAAUCAAAACGAAGAAAUUUGCCAAAUGAUCGAAACUAAGGAGGAUUUAACCGAAAACAUAAGAAGAGCUAGAAUUGAACAUAAGGACCUCCACCAAAAAAAUAAGGCAUUGAGGAUUCAAUAUCAAACAAUAAGAACGGAACGACACAGGGGUGAAGAGAUUUACAUGAAACACAUCGAUAAAUCAAUCGAAAUACAUUCUGGAAGAAUCGAAGAGUUGGAAGAGUUGGGACACCAAACGCUCGCAAAUCGUGCGAAGGUGGAAUUUGAACGGUACAAGACAGCAUUCAACGCUCGGCUCGAUAUUAUUACUGCAAACCAGAUUCAUCUGCAGCAAAUUGACACUCUUUACCUGCUUGUUGAUGUGCCUUCUUUCAAAAAGUUUUCAUCAAAACUUUUUGAUGAAAUAACUGCUGCAAUUUUGCAUAAUGAUAAUCAACGGGGGGAUAAUGGAAACCGUGUGGCACCUCCAACUCUUCAACGAGCAGAUGAUGGCAACCGUGUGGCACCUCCAAAUAUUCAACAAGAUGAACAGGAAAAGGAGCAUGAAUGUCCACUUUGCUUCGCAUCGAUGCUUCAUGGCAAAGUUCUGGCCUGUUGGUCGUGCAAGAACAAGUCUCAUGAAUCGUGCGUCAGAAAGUGGCUCCAAAAGAAAUCUACGUGCCUCUUCUGUCGGAUUAAAUGGGUGGAUCCUGUCGAUUUUCCACCUCUCUCCGGAAGCUGA